CGUUGCACGUGUAGAAAGAUGAAGGCUUUUGACGAACUUGGACUUUCUUCAUGGUUGAUUGAUCAGUGCAGACAACUUGGAAUAUGCAAACCCAGUCCAGUGCAAGAGAACUGCAUCCCGGCCAUUCUGGAAGAGAUCAGCUCAUGGAAAUGUGCCGCUCCCUUCUGUGAAAUGAUGCUGUCUGGCUCAGAAGACGCACUGCUUGUAGGCUGCAUGUUAUCCGGUGUGAUGGGCUGGUAACUUGUGCUGGGAUCCUCUUUUCUCUGGUUGCUGUCAUGAAAUCUGAGAAAGAGAACUAUGUCCUACCCUGGCUGCCAUGUGCAAAAAGGAUCCAUGAAAAGAUAGCAUGUUAAGUGCCGUUUACUGUCACAUCCCAUUUCUACGCUCCCUGGUCGAGAUUGCAUGGGAUGUGCCAAAACAGGCAGUGGGAAGACAGCUGCAUUUGUGCUGCCUAUUCUUCAGAAACUGUCAGAGGAUCCUUAUGGAAUAUUCUGCCUGGUGAUCACACCAACCCGAGAAUUGGCCUAUCAGAUUGCAGAGCAAUUCCGGGUACUUGGAAAACCUUUGGGAUUAAAGGAUUGUAUAAUAGUGGGAGGAAUGGAUAUGAUUGCACAAGCCUUGGAGCUGUCCCGGAAGCCACAUAUUGUGAUAGCUACCCCUGGACGACUGGCAGACCAUAUACGAAGUUCCAAUACCUUCAGUAUUAAGAAGAUUCGAUUUUUGGUAUUGGACGAAGCUGAUCGACUUUUGGAGCAGGGUUGCACUGACUUCACUAAAGAUCUGCAGGUGAUCCUAGAGGCGGUUCCCGCUAAGCGUCAGACCCUCUUGUUUAGCGCAACACUGACAGACACUCUUCAGGAGCUAAAAUCAAUUGCAAUGAACAAGCCCUUCUUCUGGGAGUCCAUUUCAGAAGUGAGGACAGUUGAUGAGUUAGACCAGAGGUACAUCCUGGUGCCAGAGAAGGUAAAGGAUGCAUAUUUGGUACAUUUAAUUCAGAAGUUCCAUGAUGAACAUGAAGACUGGUCCAUAAUGAUCUUCACAAAUACCUGCAAGAACUGCCAGAUUUUAAACAUGAUGUUGCGGAACUUCAACUUUCCCUCUGUGGCUUUGCAUUCCAUGAUGAAACAGAAACAGAGAUUUGCUGCUCUUGCCAAGUUUAAAUCCAGUGUCUUCAAGAUCCUCAUUGCAACUGAUGUUGCAGCCAGGGGUUUGGAUAUUCCUACAGUCCAAGUAGUGAUCAACCACAACACACCAGGUUUGCCCAAGAUUUAUAUCCAUCGUGUGGGGCGCACAGCUCGAGCAGGACGUAGUGGAAUGUCAAUAACACUUGUGACGCAGUAUGACAUCCAUCUUGUGCACGCAGUGGAAGAGCAGAUCAAUUUAAAGCUACAAGAAUAUGCAGUGAAGGAGAGUGAAGUGUUGAAAAUUCUCACGCAAGUGAAUGUGACCCUUCGAGAAUGUGAAAUCAAACUCGAGUGCACAGACUUUGAUGAGAAAAAGGAAAUAAACAAGAGGAAGCAGCUAAUUUUAGAGGGAAAGGACCCAGAUUUAGAAGCAAAGAGGAAAGCAGAACUAGAAAAAAUAAAGAAGCAGAAAAAGAAAUUUAAAGAUCACAUACAGGAGACUUUGCAAAGUAAACAAGAGGCUGUGAUACGUAGAAAGCUAAGGAAGAAGCGCCUGCGACAAGCCAAAAAGACAGCCAAGGAGCAGCAAUGAUAUGGCCUCCCACAGCAGGACUAAGAUCAGCUGGCUUUCAUGCCUUUUAUAUAUAACUUUUGAGGUCCAAAGCAGACCAAGAAACACUUCUCGGACACUGGGGCUCCAGUACACCAGACAUGCAGAAACCACCAGUUACAGGACUUAGGAUCCAAGAUCCACAGUGACUGGUCUCUCACAGUUGGUACUGGGGCCCUGACCAUCAGUGGCCUUUUCUCAUAGAAAUUGGGUCCAGGACCAACGAUGACUUCUCAUAGCACUGGGGUCCACAACUAGUGACCUAACUGUCUUACUGUAGGAGAAGGCUACAAAGUGUUCUUGUUCUCUAUAAAUAUUUCUCCUUAGCAACCUAUAGCAGUUUUCAGUUUGUUUUUUCUUAGACUAUUAACGGGACGUUUCACCUCAACAUAUCACCAGUAAAAUGUUUAAUGAAAAUGAAACAAUGUUUUAAUAUAUUUUCAUUAUUAUGCCUAUGAAAGCAUGUUUGUUCCACUCCCUCCCAGAGAGACUGGAGUGCUUAAUUAUGGUGAAAUGUACCGGAUCUUGAAAAAUGUACAGUGAUUGGUUAGUUCAGAUCACAAGCUCAUUUAUACCUGCCGCUAUUUGGCAAUACAAAAGUAAACUAAUAUCAUUUCUCCAGUAUUGUCAAGAGAAUUAUACCUGAAUUUUUCUUUUGCAAAACGUAAAUUGUGCUAACAAAGUGAGUUUUUUUUUUUUUAAAAUGAUAUUAAGACAAAUCGUUUCCAGUGCAGAUGAGUUGUAUCCAGAAUUAUUCCCAAAUCCAGACUUUUUAAAUCAUAUUUUUUUCAAAUAAUAUUAUAAAAAAUUAAGUCACAA
Bombina bombina (fire-bellied toad) is the source of this 2553-nucleotide messenger RNA. It is a transcript of the gene DDX49, whose product is annotated as DEAD-box helicase 49. The transcript is spliced from 14 exons. Gene Ontology annotation, molecular function: ATP binding; RNA helicase activity; nucleic acid binding. The record is from RefSeq and is a predicted model, not a curated record. NCBI's taxonomy places the organism in Eukaryota, Metazoa, Chordata, Amphibia, Anura, Bombinatoridae. The coding region runs from base 403 to 1716 and encodes 437 amino acids.